This is a messenger RNA of Gongylonema pulchrum, 246 nucleotides long. Lineage: Eukaryota; Metazoa; Nematoda; Chromadorea; Rhabditida; Gongylonematidae. The record is from the annotation of a GenBank genome assembly.
AUGGUUGUGACAUUUUGUGAACGACUUGGCUGGACUUAUUUGCAGAGUGUCCUGGACGGGUUUGCCGAAAGACUAACAUUUGGUGUGAGCAAAGACUUAACAGAACUGGUACAAAUUGAGGGAAUUGAUGGAGCACGAGCACGAGCUUUUCACAGUGCUAAUGUUACAACGAUUGCCACACUGUCAAACACAUCAGUAAAUGACGUUGUAAAAAUUUUGCGAUCCGCCGUUCCUUUCAUCAAGUAA